Messenger RNA from Brassica napus (rape), 876 nucleotides. RefSeq lists its product as uncharacterized. NCBI's taxonomy places the organism in Eukaryota, Viridiplantae, Streptophyta, Magnoliopsida, Brassicales, Brassicaceae. Bases 1 to 876 code for a protein of 291 amino acids. The transcript is spliced from 3 exons. The record is from RefSeq and is a predicted model, not a curated record.
AUGUCUUCAUCAUCAAGUGAUGAAGCAGAUGAAGUUUUUGAUGAAUUCGUCGAUGAAGUUGUUGAUAAUUUCAUCGACACAGUAAUUGAUGGUCACCCCAACAAGUCCAAAAGACGGGCUUAUAUCGAAAGAGCUCGGGAACAAGGACACAAUCAGCUGGGGAACGAUUAUUUCAAUGAUAAUCCUACAUACCCACCGGAAAUGUUUAGGAGGCGUUUUCGAAUGAACAAAUCAUUGUUCCUUCGCAUUGUGGAACGUAUAAGUAAUGAAGUUCCAUACUUUCAGCAAAGAAGAGAUGCUGCCAGAAGGAACGGGCUAUCUCCACUUCAAAAGUGUACGGCAGCGAUACGUAUGCUCGCAUAUGGUCAGUCAGGAGAUACAUAUGACGAAUAUCUCCGACUUGGUGAUAGUACAACACGUUUAUGUUUGGCAAAUUUCACUGAUGCAAUAAUGCUAUUGUUUGGAGAUGAAUACCUACGAAGCCCUACAGCCGAGGAUCUUCAACGAUUAAUCGAUGUUGGAGAGGUACGGGGGUUUCCGGGAAUGAUAGGCAGCAUCGACUGUAUGCAUUGGGAGUGGAAAAACUGCCCAACGGCUUGGAAAGUUAAGUUCAAGGUCAACAACCACACUUAUCGUAUGGCCUACUAUCUUACUGACGGAAUUGAUCCAAACUGGUCAACAUUUAUCCAAUCCAUCCCACUUUCUCAAGGUCCUAAAGUCGAGAAAUUUGCACAAAAGCAAGAAUCCGCCAGAAAAGAUGUCGAACGGGCUUUUGGAGUAUUACAGUCGAGGUUUGCAAUUGUUAAAAACCCAGCUCUACAAUGGGACAAGGAAAAGAUAGAGAAGUUCGAGAUCAAGAGAAGCAUGCUCGUUUGA